AUGGAGCACGGAGCUAUAGCCACCAGCGCCUCGUCGGAUCCAAAUGCACCCUCAAGCCCCGUGAUCAAGCUCGUCCUUGUCUCCUCCAUUGCCGCUGGGGUCCAAUUCGGAUGGGCUCUUCAGCUCUCUCUCUUGACACCCUAUUCGCAGCUUCUUGGUGUUCCCCAUUCAUGGUCCAGCUUCAUCUGGCUCUGCGGCCCCCUUUCCGGCCUCUUUGUCCAGCCCACCAUCGGCUACUACAGCGACCAAUGCACCUCUCGGUUUGGCCGCCGCCGCCCCUUCAUCAUCACCGGGUCCGUCCUCGUCGCCGUCUCCGUCUUCCUUGUUGGCUUCGCUGCGGACAUCGGCAGAUCGCUGGGCGAUAAUCCGUUGAAGAAAACCAAGCCCCGAGCCGUGGCUUUCUUCGUGGUCGGCUUCUGGAUACUCGAUGUCGCCAACAACACGCUCCAAGGCCCUUGCCGGGCCUUCUUGGCGGACCUUUCUGGGAGCGAUCACUCCAAGAUGAGAUUCGCAAACGCGUCCUUCUCCUUCUUCAUGGCCGUAGGCAACGUCCUGGGCUACGCCGCCGGCUCCUACUCCAAGCUCCACCGCAUGUUUCCAUUCACAAGGACAAAAGCUUGUGAUAUCUACUGCGCCAACCUCAAAACGUGCUUCAUAUUGUCUAUCAUUUUCCUGGCAAUCCUAGUCACGAUAGCUUGCGUCCUGGUGAAAGAGAUACCCCUUUCUUCUUUGUCCAAUCAGGCGAAUGCUUCAGAGUCGUUGCAACAAACAUCAGAACCAUUCGUCACCCAACUGGUAUCAGCAUUGAAGAAGCUCUCAAAGCCAAUGUGGCUGCUUUUGAUUGUGACGGCACUGAAUUGGAUCGGGUGGUUCCCUUUCACACUGUACGACACGGAUUGGAUGGGGAGGGAGAUCUAUGGAGGGGAAGCUGGUGGAACGCCAUUGGAAUCGAGGAUGUAUGAUAAAGGGGUGAGUGUUGGAUCACUGGGUUUAAUGAUCUACGCAGUGGCUCUAGGGUUCACGUCUCUGGGCAUUGAGCCGAUGUCUCGGGUGCUUGGAGAGGUGAAGUGGGUGUGGGGAAUAGGGAACUUCAUCUUGGCAGGUUGCUUAGCCUUGAUGCUGCUGGCGACCAAGAUGGCCGAGGAUGCGAGGAAGAACACUCCUCAGCCACCUCCCUCUAAUGUUAAAGCUUUUGCCUUGGCUCUUUUUGGUAUCUUGGGUAUCCCUCAGGCGGUUACAUUUAGCAUUCCAUUUGCACUAGCUUCUAUCUUGUCCAGUGCUUCCGGAGCUGGCCAAGGUCUUUCUUUGGGGCUCAUGAAUCUAGCCAUUGUGAUUCCACAGAUGUUGGUAUCUCUGGUAAUUGGUCCAUUGGAUGCUGCUUUCGGAGGUGGUAACACGCCUGGCUUUGUCAUGGGGGCCAUUUCAGCUGCGCUCAGUGGCAUCUGUGCCUUCGUUCUCCUUCCAUCAACAUCUCAAAUCCAGAGAAGGUGACCUCAAAAAGUGGAUACUAGUCUUACAUUAGGCUGCAUGCAUAUAAUAUAUACGUCCAUCACAAGGUUUCAGAGCCACACGAAGACAAAGAUGACGACAGUGUGUUACUAGGUAGGUUUCAAGGGACAUUCAUGCAUAGUUCGUCCCUGAAACCCGCCUUUUUUCACAGCCACAGAUGAUGUUAUAUAUGGUGAAAGCUGUUCGAUUCAAAUGCAGUGUUGAGAUACAACGUUGUACAUACAGAUGGCGAUGAAGAAGUUGAAAACGGAAAAAGAAAGCAAAAAAAGAGAUAAGAGCAAGAGAAAAAAAAAAUUUGAAUUUUAAAUGUUCCU
Molecule: messenger RNA, 1823 nt
Organism: Diospyros lotus (date-plum)
Lineage: Eukaryota; Viridiplantae; Streptophyta; Magnoliopsida; Ericales; Ebenaceae
Product: sucrose transport protein SUC8-like
Exons: 4
Coding region: 1-1491 (496 amino acids)
Biological process (GO): sucrose transport
Cellular component (GO): vacuole; plasma membrane
Molecular function (GO): sucrose:proton symporter activity
Source: RefSeq, a predicted model, not a curated record